AAAAUGGCUUCCAUUACUCUCAAACCCUUCACCGGAUUCCGUCAUCUCUCGCCGGAGAACUCCUCCAUCGCCACCCUCUCUAAUCCGCUCCCCAAAACCCACUCCCGUUGCAGGGUCCUCCGCAUAAAUGCAUCCAACAGCAGCCCGCGAGUCACCGGUCGGAAUCUUCGGGUCGCUGUCGUCGGUGGUGGCCCAGCCGGUGGCUCCGCCGCUGAAACGUUAGCCAGGGGCGGUGUAGAGACGUUCUUGAUUGAACGGAAGAUGGACAACUGCAAGCCUUGUGGUGGGGCCAUCCCACUCUGUAUGGUCGGUGAGUUUGACAUCCCGCUGGAUCUGAUUGACCGCCGAGUCACCAAAAUGAAGAUGAUUUCGCCGUCGAAUGUCGCCGUCGAUAUCGGCCGCACACUCAAGCCCCACGAGUAUAUCGGUAUGGUCCGCCGUGAGGUGCUCGACGCCUUCCUCCGUGAACGGGCGGCUGCCGCCGGAGCCUCUGUUAUCAACGGGUUGUUUCUGAAAAUGGAUCUGCCGAAGUCACCGGCCGCCCCCUACGUCCUCCACUACUCAAGUUACGACUCCAAGGUCGGCGGCGCCGGCGAGAAGAAGACCCUGGAGGUCGAUGCGGUCAUCGGAGCCGACGGCGCGAACUCCCGAGUGGCGAAAUCCAUCGAUGCCGGCGACUACGAGUACGCCAUCGCCUUCCAGGAACGCAUCCGCAUCUCCGACGACAAAAUGAAGUAUUACGAGGAUCUCGCCGAGAUGUACGUCGGCGACGACGUCUCCCCUGAUUUCUACGGCUGGGUCUUCCCCAAAUGCGACCACGUCGCCGUCGGCACCGGCACGGUGACCCACAAGCAGGACAUCAAGAAAUUCCAGCUGGCAACGCGCCAACGCGCGGAGUCCAAAAUCAGCGGCGGAAAGAUCAUCCGCGUGGAAGCCCACCCAAUCCCGGAACACCCGCGUCCCCGCCGGAUCCAGGACAGAGUCGCGCUCGUCGGCGAUGCUGCCGGGUACGUGACCAAGUGCUCCGGCGAGGGGAUCUACUUCGCGGCGAAGAGCGGGCGGAUGUGCGCGGAAGCCAUCGUGGAGGGAUCCAGCAGAGGAAAAAGAAUGGUGGAGGAAUCAGAUCUCAGAAAGUACUUGGAGAAAUGGGACAAGACUUACUGGCCGACGUACAAAGUGCUGGAUAUCUUGCAGAAGGUGUUUUACCGGUCGAAUCCGGCGAGGGAGGCGUUCGUGGAGCUGUGCGCCGACGAGUAUGUGCAGAAGAUGACGUUUGAUAGCUAUCUGUACAAGAAGGUGGCGCCCGGAAACCCCAUUGAAGACUUGAAGCUUGCCGUAAAUACUAUUGGGAGUUUGGUCAGGGCCAAUGCCCUUAGGAGGGAGAUGAAGAAGCUUAGUGUGUAAGAUCAGUGAUGUUAUCAUUGUUAUGAUGCCAAGUAAUUAUGUAAUAUAAAUGGUUUUUGUGAUUGUGAUUUAAGAUUUCUGUUUGUGGUUACAUUUAAUUAAUUAAUACAAGUAAUAAAAGUUUGGAUGUACUCUAACAUUCAAUCUGGUCUGAUAAAUGUUUGGUCUCUGUGUAUUUUAUAAUUACGGAAAUCUGGUAAGGUCUGAUUUGAUCUGAUCUGGAACAGAAAACAUAGUGGAUGAAUUGGUUCGAUUAGGCUGAAUUUUGACUGAUUUUAAAAGAAAGAAAUCAAUCUAUUCGGCCUUUUGACAUUAGUGGCCAAUUUGGGACGAUUUGC
Molecule: messenger RNA, 1742 nt
Organism: Cuscuta epithymum
Lineage: Eukaryota; Viridiplantae; Streptophyta; Magnoliopsida; Solanales; Convolvulaceae
Source: the annotation of a GenBank genome assembly